CUGCUCCGUGUAGAACAACAGGCUACCUCCCUCAGUCCUGUGAUGCUGCACAGCAAGGGAACAAAGGAAACAACAGAAGCUUUGAACCAAUUUUGCCAUCUAAGAAAGAGCCAUAAAAUCAAAAUCAACAUGGGAUCCUAGAUAAGAAAAUCAUUGUGACAGCAUCUUUUUGUUAUUGAUUACAUUCUAGUCAUCUAGGAAAUGUGUUGUCAACACAUAACUCUGUUGAUGACCUCAGGUUUUUAGUUCAAGAAGGUGAUGUUUUUCCGUGUUCAGUCGAGCUACCGCUAUCAGGAUUUUUUUGUAUCUUGUAAGCAUAUUAGGAGUCUGAUGUUUUGCUUUGAGGGAGGCUGCUUGUGACAGAGCGGUGCUGCUGUGAGUGGGGAUGUGGAAUAAAACAUGCACAUAACUAGAGGAGUUCAGUCUGCCUCAGUAUCACUGACAGGGCAGUCCUUUCUCCAGCGCACAGCCCUGCAGCAGCUCUACACUGUCCUCAUGUGGCACUAGUUACUGACUGGCAGACUUGUCAGCGCAGCCAGGGGCCGACUGAAGCUGAAACUCCAGCUGCGCCAUGGCUUCAUUGGACAAUGAUGAAACUGGGAGUGAUAUGUCCGAGUCUCUGGAGAUCUGUGAGCUCCAGGACCAAUACAUGGAGCCAGAGAACUGCUUCAAGUCCAAAAGUCUACCAAUCCUGAAUGAACCUUGUCAACAGGGUGGCAAGGCUGCUGAGCCUCGGCUGGUCAGCACAGCCCACACUUGUGUGGCCCUAGAGGACAGUUGCGGGCUUCAUCCUAAAACCCCAGACUCCAGCCAGGAAGAAUCCCCCUCCUCCAGAACAGACUUCUCCCCCUCUAUGUCCAGUAUGGUGGGGCUCAGCAGUUCCCUGCCUGUGGAGGGCCACAGGGCCAAAGGCUCCGGUGGCAGAAAAUUUGGAUUCUCCAUCACCCGCCUUAUCCGCAUCCCGGCUAGAAGGUAUGUGCGGGUCAUCCUGAGCGACUCGCGCUGCUUCUUGUUCUGCAUGUGCUACUUGACCUUCAUCCAGUCCCUGAUGGUCUCGGGCUACCUGAGCAGCGUCAUCACCACCAUUGAGAAGCGCUACAGCCUGCGCAGCUCCGAGUCCGGCCUGCUGGUCAGCUGCUUCGACAUCGGCAGCUUGCUGGUGGUCGUCUUCAUCUCGUACUUCGGCGGUAGAGGUCAGAGGCCACGCUGGCUGGCUGUGGGGGGUGUUGUGAUCGCUGUAGGCGCAGCGCUGUUUUCCCUUCCCCACUUCAUCUCACCACCUUACCAGAUCCAAGAGAUGAACUCCUCAGCGGGCCACGAAGGCCUUUGUCAGAGCAGCAACAACAGCGGCCGUGAACUGCUGGACGUGGCAUCGUGCCCUCGCGACCAGGAGGGCAAUGAGCACAACCUGUAUGUGGCACUGUUCAUCUGUGCCCAGAUACUCGUGGGCAUGGGGUCAACGCCAAUCUACACCCUGGGACCCACCUACCUGGACGACAAUGUGAAGAAAGAAAAUGCAUCUCUGUAUUUGGCCAUCAUGUAUGUGAUGGGAGCCCUUGGACCCGCAGCUGGCUACCUGCUUGGAGGUGUCCUUAUCGGUUUUUAUGUUGACCCCAAGACUGUUGUCAACAUAGACCAGAAUGAUCCUCGAUUUGUUGGAAACUGGUGGAGUGGUUUUCUCUUGUGUGCCAUAGCUAUGCUUCUGGUCAUCUUCCCCAUGUUUGCCUUCCCUAAAAAGCUGCCGCCACGCCACAAAAAGAAGAGGAAGAAGAAGAAGAUUGGCUCACCGGGUGACGUGUCCAGUGAUGAUGACGUGAUGAAGGAAAAGUCCAAUAGCAAAAGCCAAAAUGUUUCCUCCUCCAUGGGCUUUGGAAAGGAUAUUAAAGACCUUCCCAAGGCAGCACUGAGGAUCCUCAGCAACAUGACCUUCCUGUUCGUCAGCCUGUCCUACACAGCAGAGUGUGCCAUUGUCACCGCCUUCAUCACCUUCAUUCCCAAGUUUAUUGAGUCACAGUUUGGUAUCCCUGCCUCCAAUGCUAGCAUAUACACAGGUGUGAUCAUCGUACCCAGUGCCGGGGUGGGCAUCGUGCUGGGGGGCUACAUCAUCAAGAAGUUGAAGCUCGGCGCAAGAGAGUCGGCCAAGCUGGCCAUGAUCUGCAGCGGGGUGUCUCUUCUGUGCUUUUCCACUCUCUUCAUAGUGGGCUGCGAGAGCAUUAAUCUAGGAGGCAUCAACAUACCCUACACCACUGGCCCGACUCUGACGAUGACCCACAGGAACCUGACGGGCAGCUGCAACGUGAACUGCGGCUGCAGGAUCCACGAGUACGCUCCAGUCUGCGGCUCUGACGGCAUAACCUACUUCAACCCCUGUCUGGCUGGAUGCAGCACCGUCGGCAACGACAGCACUGGGAUCAGGAACUACACCGACUGUGGCUGCGUGCAGAGCAGGCAGGUCAUCACCCCGUCCUCCGGCAGCCAGGUCAACCAGCUCCAGCUCGUCAUUGUUAAAACGUACUUGAACGAGAACGGCUACGCAAUGUCAGGGAAGUGUGAUCGCACCUGCAACACGCUCAUCCCUUUCCUGAUCUUCCUCUUCAUUGUCACCCUCAUCACUGCCUGUGCCCAGCCCUCGGCUAUCAUCGUCACACUCAGGUCCGUUGAUGAACAAGAGAGGCCUUUUGCUCUUGGGAUGCAGUUUGUCUUACUCCGAACUCUUGCCUACAUACCGACGCCCAUUUACUUCGGUGCUGUGAUCGACACCACCUGCAUGCUAUGGCAGCAGGACUGCGGCGUGCAUGGCUCCUGCUGGGAGUACGAUGUGACCUCGUUCCGCUUUGUCUACUUCGGCCUGGCUGCCAGCCUGAAGUUCGUUGGCUUCGUCUUCAUCUUCCUCACCUGGUACUCAAUCAAGCACAAGGAGGCGCGAGCUGAGCGCUGGCGUCAGCGCCUGCCUCCACUGGGUACCGUCAGCGAGCUCGUAUGCCACGCCGGAGGCCAGAAGAGCCACGCGCGCACCCGUUCCUGCCCCGUGUUCAUCCCGCCUCGGCCCGAGCCGCCAGCCGCCCUCCUGCUUAACCGCGGCCACAGCAGCCUCAGCUGCCCAGGCAACGCCCUCAAAGCAAUAACUCCCCCAAUCUUGCUGCCACAUCACCACCGAGGCUCUGCCCACGUCUGAGAGCGCGCCGGUUUCAUAGUGACACGUGCCUUCCUGUCUGUGCAUUUGCACGACACGGCGUCUGCUCACCACACCAGUCAGACGCCAAGCGGGGGCUCCGCCACUGCUGUAGGACAGACAGGCAGAGACACAAGUGAACCCACCACACCUAAAGGGCUGCUCGUCCUUUACGAUGACAGGAGAGCGAAAGAUGUUCUUUACUCAAGAGCAUAUCAUCAGCUGCAGCCACACAGAAGGUCAGACCUCCAGGUUUGGACGCUAUAAAGACAUCUCAUGGUGCUACUGUUAAAGGGCAGGGCAUUAUCAUUAUGUACAGUCAGAUGACUCAUCAUCAACACAGCGUCUAAAGCACAACCUGUACUAUGCAAGCUCCUGUGUACAGCUCCUCCCUUCUCAGUACUGUACAGCUCCCUCUGUAUUCCACAUCUGUACCUCCUCUGCUCCACCCAUACCACCACGCUGUUGUCCAUUCUUUGAUAAUCCCAUUUUCACUUGCAGGUUAAGCAUACUCUUGUGCAUUUGAACCUUUUGCACCUGUUCUCUCGUCUGGUGUUGUCCACAUCUUCAGUGGGAGUGCUUUCUAAUCCUUUCACCUCCUUCUUCAUUUUAUUUUCUUAACAGUGCCUCUCAGGCUGCCUCGGCCAGUCCAGUAUAAAAGGCUAGCUACCAGGGUAAACGCUAGCUACUAAAAAGCCAGUCAUUUCUUCUUCAGCUGGGCGACAGCACUUAUUGGUCGUCACAGAUGAUCGUCUGCAAGUUAACCAUGUAGCUCAAAGCAGGCAAAGACCAGUUGGUACAGUGUAGAAUGACUAUAGGCAAGAAAAUGAUAUUUCAUAGCAAGUGGUGUUAUUAAAAUGUUAUUUGUCAGGCGGCAAAAAGAAGAAAGGAAAUAAGAACGGUACAUUAUCUCUUACCAUGUGCUGAAGUUACUGAAUGUCCCAAAGAUGUGACAGUCGGAUUUAUUUUUAAAGUGGCAAAACCCCCGUUUACUUUAACCCCUUUUUAAAAGCGUCGUCUUCAGAGUAAAACGGUUUGUAUGGAAUGAACCUGCAGAUGAACACAUGUGUAAUUUUGGCUUUGUAUUGUAAAGGCGUCUCCAUACUACUGAUCAUCAGAUGUACAUAGUAGUAUUUUAGAAUAUAAAAGUAGCAGUGCAGCAAGCUUGACCCCUUAUGUCAGUUAUUGGGCGUUUGGGGCCAUCUAGUGGACACAGAAUGAUUGCGCGUGAAGGCCAGUGAAUGUUGCUGUUUGUCAGACCUACUGUACUAUGAAAUUAUGAAAUUAUGGGUUUCUAAGUUAAUCACUGCUCUGGAUUAAUUGCUUCAGACCCCCAAAGGUUAUAAUCGAGAGAACAGAUGAUCUGCUGUCUUGGAUAUUUAUUUAUUUAAGUCAGAUGUUUAAAUUCUUUCUGGCAAAGUCUGCUGUGUUUCCCGUAACACUGGGCUUGUGUUGUUUAAGUAAAUUAUAACUUGACUUCCUCUAAUCAGGAGGCGGGGAACACUGAAGCCUUGUUGCAUUCUGAUGUUAGAAAUAUAUAAAAGUGCAUUGAAAAACUCAAAUGUGAGACUUUUUUUUUUUAAAACCACAUUUUUAGAAGUAUCUUUUUCUCCACGUGCGAGGGGAUACAUAAGUCUAAUAAAAGUAACAGUAUUUUAUAUUCUGAUUGGUAUGAGUUAACAGCCCUGCCACUUAAAGAUUAUCAUAGGUAGAUCAAAGAUGAAUUUUUAGUGUUACCGUGACUUCAAAUGAAAUAAGUCAUCAUUGUGUAAAUAUUAAAGCAAAUGAAUCAUAUUAUAGAGCUCACGUGUAGUUAGAAGCAUAUUUAUAAACUAAUCCAUGAUGUUGUAGUUAAAAAGGUAAAAAAAAUUCUUAAAGCUAGAAAAAGAAAAAAAAAAGUGGUUGAACAGUAUUAUUCACACGGGAAGGUUCAUUUUACAUCACAAAGGGGGAAAGGUUGGGAUUAUUGAACUGUUAUCUGUCAACUGAACAUAAUAAAUUAAAAUGUUUAAACUAUGCUUCCCAGAAUGUCCUCCUAUGUUAUGAUUCUCUGCUCUUCUUCCCCUGGGUCGUAUUCAUCACGCACUCUAAAGAGGACUAGCAACGUAGGAUUACAAAUCAUCUACUCACUUACUGUGAUUGCUGCUCAUGAAACUCUGUUCUGUUCCUUAAAACCUGUGCAAAAAUACCAUAGGAAUAUGUUCACUGCAAGGCAGAACAGUAACAUUUCCAAAAUAUUACUUAGCCCAAGGCCUUCUGUGUUCUUAAAAUGCGAUUUUUAUUUUUAUUAAAGCAUGAAACCAUCUCUUUGAGGUGAAGCAAACUGCUCUCCUUGCAGGGAAGGCUAGAGAAUCAUCCGGCAAUGCCGCACCAAGGCGGCGAUUUCUGACUUUGCUGUACUGUACACACACUUGGAUUUCAGUGUCCUGCUGUUCAAAUGUCUGGAUUGCUACUGGCACAGAUGACUUUGUGUUGACUGCGAGAUUUGCUUUCUUUCUUUUUUCUUUUCUUCAGUAUUUACACUGAAAGUGAGUUUCCUGUACUCUCCAAGUUGAGCUUUUAUUGCUUUGUGUUCCUCAGGAGCAAAAGUCUAAUUACUGUUUGUGAACACUUGAUUUACAAAUGCCUUGAAUACUUGAUAUUUGUCAUUCAAAUAAAU
Messenger RNA from Neolamprologus brichardi, 5831 nucleotides. It is a transcript of the gene slco5a1, whose product is annotated as solute carrier organic anion transporter family member 5A1. NCBI's taxonomy places the organism in Eukaryota, Metazoa, Chordata, Actinopteri, Cichliformes, Cichlidae. Gene Ontology annotation, cellular component: basolateral plasma membrane. Gene Ontology annotation, biological process: transmembrane transport; sodium-independent organic anion transport. The record is from RefSeq and is a predicted model, not a curated record. Gene Ontology annotation, molecular function: protein binding.